AUGGGCCGAAAGCGAACCUUUGACUCCGCUUCUUGUUCACGUGACGUCGACGAAGAGCUAUCGCAGCCGUCAGUGAAGAUGCCGAGACCGUUAAGAAGAAGUCAAUCAUUGAGAGCGAGGGGUGCAGGAGUGGUGGAAUUAGCCUAUCAGCUCGCUGAGCUCAAUGCUGAACAAGCUCCGGAUCAGGAUACGGAAGUCGGCGAAGAUCCUAUGGUGGUUGAAUUAGAGAGACCCGGGGCUGAACACCCAGAAGAAGUUGAAGAAGCUGCUGACGAAGUCCAAGAAGAAAUAUCGUUCCAACAGCAGGUUAUCUAUGGUGCCGCUUUUAAAGUUGCAUUUCGGGGUAAGCGAAAAAAUGGCAAGUUUUUUGGACGAUUAUUUGGCUUUGCUUGGUGCACCAGUUCCUGA
Messenger RNA from Ostertagia ostertagi, 408 nucleotides. The record is from the annotation of a GenBank genome assembly. NCBI's taxonomy places the organism in Eukaryota, Metazoa, Nematoda, Chromadorea, Rhabditida, Trichostrongylidae.